AUGAAAAAGGUGUGCAAUGAUUGCGGCUCUGAAUUAGAUAUGGGCGCGCAUAUUCUGGAGUCCAACUCCAGCGGCAACUUGACUCCUGCGGUGUCCGAGGCUGGGACUGUCCUCCCGGGCUACCUGGCGGUGAUCUUAUCGGUCCUCAUGGUGACUCUGGUUGUCGUUGUGGUGGCUGGAAACGCGCUGGUCAUCAUGGCUUUCAUUGUGGAUAAAACCCUGAGAAAUCAAAGCAACUACUUCUUCCUGAACCUUGCUAUAUCAGAUUUUCUCGUGGGUGCCUUCUGCAUCCCGGUGUACAUCCCGUACAAUCUGACAGGCCGGUGGAUGCUGGGUAAAGGUCUCUGCAAGGUGUGGCUGGUCAUGGACUACCUGCUCUGCACCGCCUCAGUCUUCAACAUUGUCCUCAUUAGUUAUGACCGCUUCCUGUCAGUCACAAGAGCAGUUAAAUACAGAGCACAAAGAAACAUGACCCGCCUGGCUGUGUUCAAGAUGGUGGCGGUGUGGCUGCUGGCCUUCCUCCUCUACGGCCCUGCCAUCAUCUUCUGGGAGACGAUCGUGGGCCAGAGCGUCGUCCCGGCCCACGAGUGCUACGCCGAGUUUUACUUCACCUGGUACUUCCUGCUGAGCGCUUCUACCUUUGAGUUCUUCACCCCGUUUGUGUCCGUGGCCUUCUUCAACUUCAGCAUUUACAUGAACAUCUAUCGCAGGAACAAGAACAGGGGCGCCAGCGCCGAGGACGACGCCAAGGCGCAGAGGAUCAGUAAGAAGCACAGAGAUGGAAAAGGCUGGUCUGUGUUCUUUGUGAAGACUCGGAAGGUGUCGUCCAGCGAGCCUACCGCUAUCUCUGCGGUAAUCGAGGAUGACGAUGUCCUGUCCCCUUCCUCCAACGGGGACCCCACCACCAGUCAGAUAUUCAUGCAGAGGGAGAAGUGCUCUCCUAAUCGAAAAAACUCCAGGCUGUGUCAGCACACGGCCUCCUGCACUGCGCCCGGCCAGAGGACACAUGGAUCUCGUCUUUCGCGAGACAAAAAGAUCGCCAAGUCUUUAGCCAUCAUUGUCUGUAUUUUUGGGAUUUGCUGGGCUCCUUACACUCUACUGAUGAUUAUCCGCGCCGCCUGCAGCGGUGCGUGUGUGGCGAACCACUGGUACGACAUCACGUUCUGGCUUCUGUGGUUGAACUCUGCCAUCAACCCGUUCUUGUACCCUCUGUGCCACAGCAGCUUUCGAAGGGCUUUCUCGAAGAUACUGUGUCCUAAAAGACAAUCUGUCCAGCCUCAGAUUGAGGCUCAAUCCUGUUAGAACUCAAUUGCACUUCUGUUCUUUAGGAAUGCACUAACUGUUGUAGGUGAAACACUGUAAAAAAAAAAACAAACAAACAAACCUGUUCUUUUACUGUUCUUCCAUCAAAAA
Molecule: messenger RNA, 1413 nt
Organism: Chelmon rostratus (copperband butterflyfish)
Lineage: Eukaryota; Metazoa; Chordata; Actinopteri; Chaetodontiformes; Chaetodontidae
Product: histamine H3 receptor
Exons: 3
Coding region: 1-1302 (433 amino acids)
Biological process (GO): adenylate cyclase-activating adrenergic receptor signaling pathway
Cellular component (GO): membrane
Molecular function (GO): histamine receptor activity
Source: RefSeq, a predicted model, not a curated record